Molecule: messenger RNA, 11644 nt
Organism: Porites lobata
Lineage: Eukaryota; Metazoa; Cnidaria; Anthozoa; Scleractinia; Poritidae
Source: the annotation of a GenBank genome assembly
AUGCUCAACAACAAUCAUUUGAGUGAUGUUAAGUUUGUUGCUCUACAACGUGGCGGCGAAAACGAAAGUAAGAAAGCGAUUCCAGCUCACAAGUUUAUUCUGGCGAUUAGCAGUCCAGUGUUUGAAGCAAUGUUUUUCGGUGAACUGGCGGAGACUAAAGACACUGUUGUACUGCCUGACUGUGAUUAUGGGAGUCUGAUGGAGUUGUUUCGCUACAUGUACAGCGAUGAAGUGAACUUAAGCGGAAGUAAUGUGAUGGGAGUGCUGUACUUGGCUAAGAAAUAUCUGGUCUCUUCACUCGUUGAUAAAUGCACGGAAUAUUUGCAAUUUAACUUAGAUCCAUCGAAUGUCUUUAGCAUCCUACCCACUGCACAAAGAUAUGAAGAGAAAGAACUCAUUGGUCGAUGCUGGGAAGUGAUCGACAGUGGGGCAGAAUGUGCUGUGAAUUCAGAUGGAUUCGAGAUGAUUGAGAGGUCUUUACUUGAAGCAGUGGUUGCAAGAGAUACCUUAACCAUUGAGGAGGUCGAAUUAUUCCAAGCUGUUAAUACGUGGGCAACGAAGCAGUGCCAAAAACAAGGUUUCGGAGUGAGUGGUAAAAUGAAAAGAAAGGUUCUAGGGGAACAUAUUGUCCGAGCAAUACGCUUUCCAUUGAUGAAACGUGAUGAAUUUGCCGCUGUCGUCCUUGAUACAAAUAUUCUUACCUCUGACGAAAUCGUCAACUUUUUUAAGUUUUACAGUUCGACGUUGACUUCUCCUCUGGGAUUUUCAGAAACCCCAAGAAGUAUACGUUGUACAUGUGGCAGAUUUCAAUCAGUGUCUGAGGAAUUGGUCACUUAUGGGGGCGAUAGACAUUAUCUUCUUUUCAGUGUGGACAAAGAUGUCAUGUUACAUGGACUACGUUUGUUGGGUAGUAAAAACAAUAAAUACACAGUUAAUUUGGAGGUAAAAAAUCACAUUAAUGGCGCUUGGAAGGUGGUGGUGUCCAAAAGUGGCAUAUUUACAGCAAAGAUUUUUCGAUACAAAAGUUUUCCCAUACAUGGGUUUGAUGUUUUUUUUAACCCUCCCGCGCAUUUAAAGAAAAAUACUCGCUACAGACUUGAGGCCUCGAUUUCUGGUCCACCGUGUUUGAAGGGAAUUGGUGGGUUGGACACUGUUAAGUCAUCCGAUGUAACAUUUCAAUUUUUUUCUAGUGUUGAUUUUCUGGAUUACGGAACAAACAGGUCAGCAGGUCAGUUCCUAGAAUUUAUAUUUUGUGAAGUCAGGUAUUAACAGGUGAGGCAUGCUGCACGUGUUACCGUUAAAAACGUCUUUUUCAGGCUGACCCACGCAUCUUGCCAAGAAGUGGUAAAUUCAAAAAGUUAGUUGCUAGAAGUGCUAGAUCAAUGAGCAGACUUACAAUCGAAUGGAUUAAAAUUGACAAACAACAUAAUAGAAAGAUGAACUGUGACAAUGAAGGGAGAGUCUCGGCGAGAUUGGAUAACGACUGAGACUCGUAUUAAAACUCGAUUUAUUACUUGAAGCACUUGGUAUUAAGACUGAGGUAUUAACUGUUGGUAGAUUUCUUUGCAGUCAACGCACGGCUAUUUUAAGGGAGCUUAAACAACGACCACGGCUACGAGAGCAGGGGCAUAUCUACUUAAACAAAGAAUACAGAAUAUCAGUAAACAGAAUGGCAUCAGAUGAUGUUUUUCUGUUGUUAAUAAACCCUCCGACCAAGAACAAACCAGUGCAAAAGUUAAUUGCGAAAUACGUAUUCGACUGCUAUGAGAAAAGAAGAUCAUUAGUUCUUUAGGUUAACAUUGAUUAUAGUUCCACUAGUGUGCAAUUUGUGUUAUGAUUUUAAAUUAUUUGUAUAAAGUCGAUGAACAUAGGACUGUAUAAGACUCCAAAUAAAUAGAGCAUUGUCAUUGUCAUUGUAUCGAGGGGGUACGGGGUACGGGGCAGGGGGUUCGCACCCGCCCCCAAGAAGACGACCUGCAGCUUUCUGAUACAGUUAUACAAAAUCUGCCGUAUCGUUGGAGGUGUAUUCACAAGCAGUUCACAUUAGGUUAUUGCUUAGUUAAAAGCCUUCUUCUUCGUAUUCGCUUUUGAAAUUUGUGUACGUCACCAGUCAGUUACGUCAUUCCUUACAGUGGUGCACCCCCUCCUAAGAAAAAUCCUGGAUCCGCCUCUAGGUAGCGAAGACUUCGCCCAAAAAGUGAAUUCGCGCUGCCUCAAACUUAUCGUAAUUUGAAAAUUGUAAAAUCGACGCUGUUCAAAAGAGUCUUAGCCGUCUUAAAGUUUUAUAGUUUUGAACAGCGUCGAUUUUACAGUUUUCAAAGUAAGAGUGAGUACCUACGCGGCGCAGGGAAUUUAAUCUUUAUUGCCCAAGUUCAAGAAUCGCUCUAAAAAGCCAAAAAUACUAAGAAAACCCCUUAUAUUUAGACUAGGAUACAAGGUAAGAAAUUCUGAUGUAUCUUUAUUGCUGCGGAGCGACCAAAGGGAGCGAGCAGCAACAUGAUCAGGAUUUAAAGGAAAUAUAUAAGGGGAGACGAAUUCUCGAAUUCAACACUUUUUACCACAAUGCAUUGCAUUUAACCAGAGUGCAUUGCGCCACUAACAACUCAAAUAAAAACACGGGGAAGUUCGGUGGGUGAGAGAGUGCAUCGUUCGCUGCUCAGACUUAGAGUUUUCUUUGUGACAAAUUUUGUACAGCACGGUUAGGGGUCUCACCAAAUUUUAAGACACGCAGGAGUCUUUCAGAUGAGUACGAUGGUUAACUUGGGGAUUGGAUUUCAAUUCAAGAGCCUUUGACUCGUCCAGGUGUUAAACCGUGACGAGAAGAUGAGCAUUUGCUCUUCGACUCCGCAACACGGGGGAUAUACAAAUUCCAGCUGGCUAGAAGGUGAUGUGAAAGUGAGAAAAUGUCAUGCAAUGCUAUUCUUAAGAAACUGUAUGAGCCGAAAAUGGAUGUGAUUUGGACCAUUCGCUUCCAGGCGGUGUGCGCACUACGACUGCGAUGCAUUGUGGAUUCAAAAUUUUCAAGAUGGCGGCGAAGGUCGAGAAAUUUCGCAGGUUAUAUGCUUUAUUUUUCAAUAGAUACAGUUCUUUCCUUAGAUAGUUUUUCUCGAUUUCACAAGCUAAUAUUUGUUUAGAUUUUUUCUGUGAAGAAAAACAAAUCAAUAUUCUUCAUUUCAAUCUAAAACGUGGAGCCCGAAGAUUCCUCCUGUAAGAGCAUGAAAUUUGAACCCGGUUUUUAAGAGGCUAUAAUUUCCAUUAUAUUGCCCGUCGAAAGUAGAAGAUAGUUGUAAGUGUUUCUACAAACCUUGUUCUACGCUAAUUUUUUAUCGCUCCCCAACGCGCCCCACGUUUUGUGAUACUUUUUCCGAAUUGAAACCGGCAUGUUUUCAUGGGAAAAUGUCGCCUCGCGAAGACCAAUGUGACAUGUUACUGGAAGUGUUACUGUUGUAAUCACAAGCUGAUCACAAAAUAGCGGUGCAGCGGCGACUGGUUCCUCCAAACAAUAGCAUUAGGUGAGCAUAAAAUGUUCGAAACUGGUAUAUAAAUAGGCUGAUGAGUACUCUGAUGUAGGAAUGUCUGUUUUUGUAAUAGGACUAAGAAAGCAUAAUAAAAUUGCAGUCAUACAGGUGACUCUCUUUAUGCAGGUAUAAAAUCAGUAGGAUUAGAAUUACAGGUAUUAAAUUAAAAGAUAAGUUUGAUUAUACAGUUAAGCCCUGUGCAUUUUGAAACCAACAAUCUACUUCCAAGAUUGUUGUGUGUUGUUGUGUGGAUGUUAUGACUUGGUCAGUUUCUUGCCUAGUCCCUGUUUUAUUCAGUGGUGAUUAGCCUCCAUAGCAGGCAUUUAAAAGGAAAGGGAGAAGGGUUUUGGGCACAAGAGAAAUGCGAAGAGUGCACGAGGAAGGAGGGAGUGAUUGCAACAUUCACCUGGUUGAUGUUUAUAAUGCAAAAAACAAUUAGUCUCCUGUAUGGCAGGCAUUUCCCUCCCUCCUUCCCUCACAUUUCUCUUGCACCAAGACCCACUUUCCCUUUUCUUUGAAAUGCCUGCCACACAGGCUAUUAAAGUGAUGUCAUUCUAUCUGUUUACCCAUUUACACUGUUUAAUAUAUAUCAAGCAAUUUGCAUAUUUUGGUGGCUUUAGUUAAAAUAUAAAUUGCUUGAUCAUUGAAUGUGCUUUUGAUAUUGGAAAACCAAGGCUGAAAAAAUGGUGACAGGGAAAGGAAAUAGAAAAAGUGGAACAAUGGGGCAGUAAAAUCAUGAGACUAAGAACCUGAAUUAACUAAGUAAGCCUAAACAGAUUCUUAUAUAAAUAGUAGUUAGCACAAGUUUAGGCUAUUUAGGUUUUUAAAUGGGUUCAUAUUUUCUGAAGUAAAAAUGUAGCUAAGAGUAUUUGUGUUUCACCUUGUUCCACAUAUAAAGUCUGCAUACCAAAUUAGAAGUUAUGUGAGAAUGGAAAUAAAAAGAGGAAUGUAUUUAAAUUUAAACAUUGGCAUUUACAUUGCAGUUGGAGUGAUAAGACAGCUUUGUCUCCAAAGAACAUUCUAAAUGUUGAUUUAUCUCUGCUCAAGUGUACAGAAUUUUUUUAUAGAUUUGAAAAAUAAGAACCUGUUUCAAAUUUUAGGCUAAACAGGUUUUUAUAUAAAGGGGGCUCAUCUGGCAUAAUUUUAUUUUAGCUGAACAGGUUCUUGAAAUUCAGGUUCUAAGUCAGGGAGUUUUUACUGUACCACUAGGAUCCACCUCUGCAAUAACUGGUAACCCAAAAGCCCUCUUACGGACAACCGCUUCAUACAGACACCUGAUCAAGGCUGUGCUCUAGCAGAGCCCUGUGGCCCCUGGCACCUAACUUUUGCUUUUGGGUGACUAGAAAAUCUCAGACUUUUCAUACAAAUCAUAUGCUGGGCAGCCUAGAUUUUACAGGUUCAGAGAACUAGGCUCCUUUCAAUGUUCCUUAGAGCACAGCCUUGCUCAUCAUUACAGAUAGCUUGCUUUGUUCCCUGGAAAAAAGCCCUUAAAUUUUCUCUAAAUUAAGAUGGUUAAUUUCUACAGUCCCCUCAGUGUCUGUAUAACAGAGUUGACUGUGAGUAUGAUGAGACCUAGGACACCAUAUUUAAAUUAUAAAAUUGGAGUGAGGAGAAAGGAAAGGGGUCUCAAGCUAUGUUGCCCCAGCCCUGAUUACAGGAGAUUUGUAAACAUGUAUGAAUUUCACAUUUUGAAGAGUUUUUAUAAUCCAAAAAAAUAUGUGAUAACAUGUGUUUGUACAUACUGACACAAUCAUAAACAAAUAUUGGCUGCAGCUUUUAAAAUCUAUUGACUGCAUCAGGCUUUGUAAUCACAAAUAUGCCAUUUUCAGUUUCAAUCCAAUUAUAAGACAUUCUAUGACUCAUACCAAUAGAAAAAUAUGGCAAAUAAAGAUGCUCAAUAUUAUAUUAUCUAUAAAGAGGACACAAGUUCACUGUACACAAAUACUCUCUACUUUAUUUACUUGUCUUCAUGUGAUGAUAAAUACAGAUGUUAAGCAAAACGAAAUGCAGACUUGGUGCCAACAGAGAAACAAGUCCUCGAAACGAUGACCCCUCAACUUCGAUUCUCUUAUUACAGCUAGCAAGUGAACAUCUUGCAAUGCUGAAUGACAAAACAAAAUAUGCUCACUGUGUUUAAAUACCGUUGCCGGGUAUUCUGAAGAAGCUCCUAGUAUUUUAUGAGUAUAUCACAGCUAUGCACAUCAGUACCUCUUAGCACUAGUUGCACUGAUUUCACGGUGAAUUCAAAAAUUUUCGGCGAACCGCGGGUCUUACCUCCAGUGCUUUUCAUGAUUGAAGCAUUGUGCCGACUUUUCUCGGUCAGUUGCAAACAGGAUGCAAGUGAUUACGAACAAAAUACACCAGAAUACACUUAUCAACGGAAUGAGACUGUUUUUUCCCUGAGAAUUGGACAAACUUUCUUUUUCAAGGGCUUCCGGAGGACAUUCAAAGCAAAAUCGUAUAUAUCUACAGCGUAAUUAACGAAUAUUCACUCCGCAGUCGAGAUGUUCACUCCACGCCAUCUUGACACAAAUGAUCAGAUUUUGAAUACCGCCCAUGAUGCUUAGCGAUCGUAGUGCGCACACCGCCUGAUUCGCUUCAAAAUAACAGCGGAAAUCGAGAUAACAAAACAUAUGUUUUGUGUCCUACUUUGCAGACGAGGACGUGUAUCGGCGUUUUGAAAAGCAUAAUUAUGUUCCUUCAUUCAUUCAUUGCCUUGGAAUAUGCGUUUACAUUGUAUAUUCACUGUUAAAGGCUCGGUUAAUGCGGCGAUCAUCUUGCCGGCGGAAGUUUCAUGGAAAAGGAAUAAAAUGGAAAACUUUUCCUGACGACUUUGUGAUCAGCCUCUGUGGUGUAGUGUUUAGGUGUAGUCGCAUCGAGUCGAAGGUGCCGGGUUCGAGUCGUACCGACUUAGUAAUUUCGACUUUCUUUUUUUUCCGUUUUUUGUGUUGUUGUUUUCUAUAAAUAUAUAGCUAAAUAACUGUUACUUAAUAAAGUGCAACAAACAGCAAGAAAAGUAUUGUGUUUCCAGAGAAAAUAUCGUGCACCGUAUAUUAAAUAUAUGGAUAAACAAUCUGAAUUUCUAUUAUUUCCUACAAUUUACUGUGGGAAAACCAGAGUUGAAAACCACUUGAUCACUUUCUAAACAACGUUCCCACGAGUUCUUUCUAUAGACUGAUAUUAAUUAUACAUGUAAAUAGGACAUUCAAUGUCAUUUUCGAUUCUUUUAAUUCUCACUGCUUAACUAAUGCCAGUAUCAACAGAAUGUGCCGCAGCAUUACUAUCUUUUAGAUACCCUAGUUACUAUUUUUGACCCCUAAGUAGCCAUCGCUUAAAUCUCCAGGCUGAAUCUCCAUACAAACUCUUAUAAUAUUUCGGUUAGGCAACAACGAUUCUCACUGGUGAGCUUAGGGUACCUGUGACAGCAUGUCCGCCUUACCGGUUGUCCGUAUUAAGCGAGUUGAAUGAAGAGAAAAUGUAGGCCCGGCUUUCGGCAGGGACAAAGAAAACUGUCCGUAAUAACGAGGGGUCCGUAUUUUAAAAGGGGGUGUCUGAAAACCGGGGUUCGCCUGUAUAUAUCAGAUAUAAUGUUUUAUUGUAGUUAGCAGUAUUUAUGUAUGUAAUUUCUUUUUUGUCCUUUUUGCACCUGAAUCUGACGAGACGUUAAGCUUCUAAGCGGAACGUUUGUGUAAGGAGAAUUGCAUAUAUUGAUCUAGAAAAAGUUACGUUAAAACAGAAAUAUAAGCCAUAUAUCUUGCUUUAAAAAUGGUUAACAAGAUUGGGGGAACGUGGAUGCUAUAUAUGCCAGUGUUUUUUAUUUAGUUUUCCAAAACUUGCUAUGGCGAUGAUAUCGAUUUCGUUUGAAUUUGAUACCAAGAUGAAGUCAGAAACAUUCAGGGUUUAAGCUAAAAGAGCAAAACGUAAAUAAGUCUCUUGUCUAGGUUUAAAACCAAGAAAGAGUCGAAAUAUAUUGCAGAUUAACAGUAAGCAGGUAGUGUCGAAUUAACGAGACAUGGAUUAAUUUAAAAUGUUUACUUUUGGUACAUUGUUGUAGUCUGAUCGUCAACUAGAAUAAAUAGCAGUUGAUUUGAGGACAGUCGACAAAUAUUCAGUGAGUACAGGCAAAACAUCACGUAACCAUGAUGGCGAUUAUAAUCCUGACAAACAGGUUUUCAAUCGAAUGCACUGAAAUGAAUAUGCCAGUUUGCCAGUUAAUACUUCAGGACUGAGUGUUUUGGAUCCUGGUCACCAUUCCUCCUUUAAUGUUUUGACCUGUUGAGAAAUUAAAAAAAGGGGACUCCUGAGUUAACAAUCUGUUAUCAUAAAAGACUGACAAAAUGACAAUCAGUUUGCUUGGUCCCGCAGAUUCUUAGAUUCUGAUUAUCCGCAAAAAACUAGUAAAAUAUUCUCGCUACCUACUCCCUACAGUACGCAUGAAUAUACUGGAGGGGUGAAAAUGGUCGCUUAUCCAGAGGUGUUGACAGCGGUAUAUUCAUAUGCAUUGAACAGUUGAAGGUAGUGCACCUCGUCAGGCUUGGGGGCUGGGAGGGUGAGUAGCUGACCUAGUCUGUUCAAGGCCUCCUAUAGAAUUUGAUCGUAGAACAGGCUAGCAAUAGAAACACUUUCUGCUUUAUGUAAUGUCCUAGAAAGGCUAAUAUAAAGCUGAAAUUUAUAAGACGUGUUUAGCUCAAGACCAAGUAAUGGACUCACGAAAAGCAACAUAACAAUUUUUCAAUGUGGAUUCCCACUAGUCAGCUACUCUAGAAAACUAAUACAUUUUUAAAUUAUUGCUAUUAUUAUAUUUUAUAACGUUUGAUUAGAUUGCAAGGCUAAGCAAAUGUUUUGUAUUUUUUUAGCGUCUCGUAUAGAGAUAACAUUUCUCUCAUUAGUGCAAAGUACAGCAUAAUGUGAAAUUAAAGGUAGUUAUUUAGCCCCAUUAAUUAACAAUUAGUAACUCCUUAUCACUAGUACAGCGCUGAACACGAGAUUGAUGUGAAUGAACAAGAUUUUCUGCAUGUUAACAUUAAUUUUAGCAUUAACGGCACUACAGUUAGCCCCCAGCAGAGCUAAUGAAGAGAUCUUUUAGCAAAGGAAUUGAUAAAACCUUUUGUCACUGCAAAGCCCACAUGUCAACCUGCAGUUCUCUAUCAUAACCUUCCUCCAUGCUGGGUGUGUGGCAUUUGUACAUCGAUUUCUCGCUUUCCAACUGAAACACACCCGUGUUGAUAUCAUGUCUCUACAAUGAUCGGCUCCUUGUUCCAGCAUGCAAAAUGAAAUCAGUAUAGUAGAGAAAAGGCGUUUUGCUUGAGUAUAAUGCUAGUGCUAUGAGGCGUUUUAUAGAGGCGUUUGGGAGGGCAUGGUCGCAGGAGAGCUAGAACCGCAAUGAUAACUAAGAUAUGUAUUAGUUAGCAACAGGCGAGUAUCUCAUCGUAACUCCGUCAGGGGAGAAGGUGAUCUCCCCGAUGCCCCUACUGGACACAGAAACCUCUGGCAGCAGUUCACAGUCUCGUACCAGUUAGAACGUUAACUGACCAUGUUACCGGUAGAGUUGAAGUACCAACCAAAAAAGUAACAAAUGAAAAGGGGAAAAAGGGGAAUUAUAAAACAGCCUAGAACGUCUCAAGAUAUAGGACCAUAUAGGGGCUUUCUAUUGCGUGUCAAUAGUAGCCGUUCACACCUAAAUUUAAAAAGUUUUGAUUUUGUUUUGUUUCACUUCCUUACCUUUUAAAAGCAACCCCUGUAAAAGUUACUCAAAAGUAACCUUUUCUUGUUUGCACUCGUUUUGUUCUCUUGCUACUGCUUUCGUAUAUUGACUUCAUUAAUGCUUCGAGUUCUUAGCACGGGAAGGAUGAAAAGCGAUCAAGUACGUAUAGAGUAUUGGCGCGUCACUCAUGCAUUUCUUUACUUACAGGCGUCAAAUAGAACAUCUUCCUUUUAACCAAUCAGUCAUUCUGAAAUAGUUGUGAAAGUGCUGAAGAACAGUCAUCACCUCUCCGCUCAGUAUAAACGUAUUAUUGCUGCAGGACAGUCACACCAUUACUUUCUAGACUUAAAGAUUUAGACUGAAAUAAUUGUAUCUUUCGAGUGAAAUACUAAACUUGAUUUUAAUCUUGUAAAAAGGUGAAAUAGGCUUUGCUUUAUGGGAAAGCUUUCGAGUUAUAGUGACUUUGAACUGUACAGUGUAUAAAAAUAAUCAUUAAAAUUUCGACUUUCUAGGGUUGUGUUGUAGAAAGAUGAAAAUAAAUAUAUUUCACAAUGUAAAGAAAUUGUUCUACAAAUGAGUUAUCGUACGGAAUGAAACGGAAACAGUCACCACUAAAAUAUUGUAAAUAGUAAAUGUUGAAGGAUGAUAGAGUCAAAACGUCUCUAAUCUGGCUUUAGAUGAUAAGUGAACAUUCGAAUUCUCUCCUUACUCCCAGCCUUUUCCAGUGUUUCUUUCUGUUAUGUUUUUACGAUUGCCGGAUCUUUAUGGAUUUGAAGAUUCACCAUCAGAGAAACACGGUGAAGCAUCUUUCAGUACAAGCGCGUCCAUCAGCAUUGGCACAUACACAAGAAUUUGCCCAUGCCGCUCUGAAUUUCCGCUGUCUCAUUCACAUAGUGUUGUAAUGCACAUUUUCUGUUCGAUCGCGUGACUAUCGGGACAGGCAUUUGGUAUGCGCAUAUUGAAAAAUAUAAUCACGCAGGCGAAGUGCUCAUUUCCACUUGAGUGAAGAACGAUAGUGCGUGCCUUUUGGGCAAACUAAACGGAAUUCUUCGGCGACUUUCUUCCUGGUCCCUCCUUCACGAAUAUGUCUGCAGAAAAGAACUGGCAAACCACAAGAUCCACCAUCAGAGAAAGAGCCAAGUUUAUGCUCAACAACAAUCACUUGAGUGAUGUUAAGUUUGUUGCUCUACAACGUAGCGGCGAAAACGACAGUAAGAAAGCGAUUCCAGCUCACAAGUUUAUUCUGGCGAUUAGCAGUCCAGUGUUUGAAGCAAUGUUUUUCGGUGAACUGGCGGAGACUAAAGACACUAUUGAAUUGCCUGACUGUGAGUAUGGGAGUCUGUUGGAGUUGUUUCGCUACAUGUACAGCGAUGAAGUGAACUUAAGCGGAAGUAAUGUGAUGGGAGUGCUGUACUUGGCUAAGAAGUAUCUGGUCUCUUCACUCGUUGAUAAAUGCACGGAAUAUUUGCAACUUAACUUAGAUCCAUCGAAUGUCUUUAGCAUCCUACCCACUGCACAAAGAUAUGAAGAGAAAGAACUCAUUGAUCGAUGCUGGGAAGUGAUCGACAGUGGGGCAGAAUUUGCUGUGAAAUCAGAUGGAUUUGAGACGAUUGAGAGGUCUUUACUUGAAGCAGUGGUUGCAAGAGAUACUCUUGCCAUUGAGGAGGUCGAAUUAUUCAAAGCUGUUGAUACGUGGGCAACGAAGCAGUGCCAAAAACAAGGUUUCGGAGUAAGUGGUAAAAUGAAAAGAAAGGUUCUAGGAGAACAAAUUGUCACAACAAUACGCUUUCCAUUGAUGAAACAUAAUGAAUUUUCCGCUGUCGUCCUUGAUACAAAUAUUCUUACCUCUGAUGAAAUCGUCAACUUUUUUAAGUUUUACAGUUCGACGUUGACUUCUCCUCUUGGAUUUUCAGAGACCCCAAGAAUCAACCAAGCUGCCCUUCCUCGUUGUGGCAGAUUUCAAUCAGUGUCUGAGGAAUUUGUCACGUAUAGCAGCGAUAGACAUUAUCUUCUUUUCGAUGUGGACAAAGAUAUCAUGUUACAUGGACUACGUUUGUUGGGGGGUAAAAACAAUAAAUACACAGUUAAUUUGGCGGUAAAGGAUUGCAGUAAAUUCCCUUCGCCGGUGUUGGUGUCCAAAGGUGGCAUAUUUACUACAAAGGGUUUUCAAUACAAAAAUUUUCCCAUACAUGGGUUUGAUGUUUUGUUUGACCGUCCUGUGCAUUUAAAGGAAAAGACUCGCUACAAACUUGAUGCGUCGAUUUCUGGUCAACCGUCUUUGAAGGGAACUGGUGGGUUAGACACUGUCCGGUCAUCCGGUGUAACAUUUCAGUUUUUUUCUAGUGUUCUUGGUGGGUCUGAGGAAACAAAUAAGUCAGUGGGCCAGUUUCUAGAAUUUAUAUUUUGUGAAGUCAGGCAUUAA